AUGGGAAAGCAAUACAUCUCCACCGUCACAGCCUCAAAUGCCCACCGACUGGACAUUCUGGGCGUUGUCAUGACAAGCAAAUACACAAUCACCGUCUCCAGUGAUGGUUACGCUGCCUUUUGGGACAACCAGGUUGAUGAGGUUCAUAAUCCAGAAGAUCAUGUGGUAAGACAACUAAUCAAUCCAAUUGGUAUACAUCAUGUUGCUGUAUUUGAAGACGUGCCCCCAGGACUGACUACCAAGGUCAUGUUGAUGGCAUUUGCAUGCUUCGAUGGCUCGGUGAAAUUCUUCUCUAUCAAAAAUACGGAUAUGGCUACAUUCCUGGCAGUCGAGACCGGCAAUCUUUUUGCGAGCGACUGUUGGUGUCCUGGGUUCUAUAAAGAUCCGACAUCCGCGCAGCAUUUCUUCGUCGUGACGAAGGCAAACGGCAAGACUGGCGUUUAUAACCUUGACCUCAUUGUCGAUGGCGAGAAGGUCGACAUUGCAUUGAACACCCUUGUGGGCGAACUCAACUCAUCAAACAACUUCUCCUCAUUUCCCGGUGCCUUGGCUGUUUCUUCAGAAGGCUUGUGCGCCAUUGGAUACACUAUGGGAGACGUUGUUGUGUACAAUCUCAAGGGCUUGAAGCAGCUCUUCACAUUCCAUUCCACGGAUCUUCAAGUGAAGGUCGGUGUAGGCUCUACAUCUGUUCCGCGUGUGAUCGAAUUUUCUCCGGGUGGAUCUAUUCUAGUUGUAGCCAGAGACAACCAGUCUGCUGGGUCUAUUACGCUAUAUGACAUUAAAUACGGUGAGAACAUCGGAUCAUUGACUACGCUGACGCAUUCAGCAAAAACCACAAUCGGUGGGUUUGCACAUGAGAGCUGGAUCAUGGGUCUCAGUUUCAACGCCGACGGAACCCUUUUGGCUUCCUCCGGCUUCGACAAGUGUGUUAGAGUUUGGAGCAUGGAGCUGCGUGAGCGCGAGGCCACUUUUCAAAUUAGCUUGUCAGAUUUGGAAACCACCGAAGGAUGCGAUGACUCCGAUAUAAGUGUGUGCAGUGGAGUAUCGUUCAUCGACAAGGGUGUUCGUGGAGGCCUUGGAGGCGAUAUCAACGAAGGAUUGUGUGUGGUUAGUUUUGACAGAGGUAUUAGAUGGUACAGAGAAGCUGGUGGAGUGUAA
This is a messenger RNA of Australozyma saopauloensis, 1158 nucleotides long. RefSeq names its product SKI complex subunit WD repeat protein (gene SKI8). The record is from RefSeq and is a predicted model, not a curated record. Gene Ontology annotation, molecular function: protein binding. Gene Ontology annotation, cellular component: nucleus. The coding region runs from base 1 to 1158 and encodes 385 amino acids. The transcript has a single exon. Lineage: Eukaryota; Fungi; Ascomycota; Pichiomycetes; Serinales; Metschnikowiaceae.